Drosophila erecta is the source of this 6047-nucleotide messenger RNA. It is a transcript of the gene LanB2, whose product is annotated as laminin subunit gamma-1. The record is from RefSeq and is a predicted model, not a curated record. Bases 524 to 5443 code for a protein of 1639 amino acids. The transcript has 11 exons. Lineage: Eukaryota; Metazoa; Arthropoda; Insecta; Diptera; Drosophilidae.
CACAGCCUCCCAACCAAAUUUUGAGGCACUUAUGUAGAGAAGAAUCUUUUGAGCAGCCUGCUGUUUAAAUAUUUGCGCGCCUAAUGAAGAUCAGCGCAACUGGAGAGCUUUGAUUAGUCCAACUCCCGGCCACAAGUACUCCAACCAGAUCCGACUGCUCUCUCACAAUUUCAGAUACAAUAUACAAUCGCAACGUACAGAAACUGAGCGCAGAGCGCAGAGUUUCACUCAACGAGCGAAGAUCGUUGGGCUUCGCAUUCAUUCCUCGAGAGUCAGUUGAGUAUUGGACGUCCUCGUUAACGGUUGCCAGCGUCUUGCGAGCGGCGAACAUAUGAAGUCGCUCAGGCACCACCAACAGGAAUAGGAUAUCGUAAUGAAUUGACGAGCGACACCAAAGUACAACCUCGAAGGAACAACCCACCAGAUAGCCCAGAUAGCCGAAUAUACUUUGGAACUCCUCCACUCGUCCUAGUGGCACCCGCACCCACCUGUAGCCAAACGAGCCACCCAAACCGAACCCACCAUGAAGCACAGCCGGUGGAGCCACAGUGGCUCCUCCACGGCUCGUCUCCUGCUGCUCGGAGUCCUGUUCGCCAGCUGCUCCACCGCCAUCCUGGGCGCCCUGCGUCCGCCCAUCAACUCCGCCGGAGGUCACGAACUGCGCGGAACCACCUUCAUGCCGGCCCUGGAGUGCUACGAUCCAUACGGCAGGCCGCAGAAAUGUCUGCCAGAAUUCAUCAAUGCUGCCUACCAACUGCAAAUUGAGUCAACUAACACCUGCGGUGAGCAGAACGACAACCACUUCUGCAUACAAACCAUGAACCAAAAUCACAAAAACUGCGAGUUUUGCAAGUACAAUGAUCACAAUCCAUCCUUCUUGACGGACUUGCACGAUCCGCAAAGUCCAACCUGGUGGCAGUCGGAGACCAUGUUCGAGGGCAUCCAGCACCCGAACUAUGUGAAUCUGACCCUGCACCUUGGAAAAUCCUAUGACAUCACCUACGUGCGCAUUCUCUUCCGCUCACCGCGACCUGAAUCCUUCACGAUUUACAAGAGGACCUCGGAGUCUGGACCCUGGAUACCCUACCAGUUCUACAGUGCCACAUGUCGCGACACCUACUCCCUGCCAGAUUCGCGAGCCAUUCGCAAGGGGGAGGGCGAGGCCCAUGCCCUGUGUACCAGCGAGUACAGUGAUAUCUCGCCGUUGAGGGACGGUGAGAUUGCCUUCUCCACGCUGGAAGGGCGGCCCAGUGGCAUCAAUUUCGAGCGUAGUGGCGAGCUGCAGGAAUGGGUCACGGCCACGGAUAUCCGUAUUUCCCUGGACCGACUGAACACCUUCGGUGAUGAGCUCUUCGGCGAUUCCCAGGUGCUCCAGUCGUACUUCUAUGCCAUCAGUGACAUUGCCGUGGGUGCCCGCUGCAAGUGCAAUGGCCAUGCCAGCAAGUGUGUCCCGAGCACGGGCAUGCAUGGCGAGAGGACCCUGGUCUGCGAGUGCCGGCACAACACUGAUGGACCCGAUUGCGACCGCUGCCUGCCGCUCUACAACGACCUCAAGUGGAAGAGGUCCACCUCAACGGAGGUGAACGAGUGCAAAGCUUGCAACUGCAACGGAUUGGCGGACAAGUGCUUCUUCGACGCGAGUCUGUUCAACCGGACGGGUCAUGGAGGUCACUGCCUCGACUGCCGAGAGAAUCGCGAUGGACCCAACUGCGAGCGCUGCAAGGAGAACUUCUACAUGCGCGACGACGGCUACUGCGUGAACUGCGCCUGCGAUCCCGUGGGCUCCAGGUCGCUGCAGUGCAACAGCCACGGCAAGUGCCAGUGCAAGCCGGGAGUGACCGGCGACAAGUGCGAUCGCUGCGACAACAACUACUACCAAUUUGGACCGCAUGGAUGCCAGCAGUGCGGAUGCGACAGUGGUGGAUCCCAUGAGAACACCCCCGCCUGCGAUACCGACACGGGAAUCUGCUUCUGCAAGGAGAAUGUGGAGGGCAGGCGCUGCAAUGAAUGCAAGCCUGGCUUCUUCAAUCUGGACAAGACCAAUCGAUUUGGGUGCACCCCGUGCUUCUGCUACGGUCACACCUCCGAGUGCAUGACUGCACCAGGAUACUCCAUUGUCUCGGUCACCUCCAAUUUCAACAAAUUCAAGGAACGCUGGACGGCCGCCGAUUUGAACCAACGCGAGGUGGACAUCAAGUACAACCAGUACAGCCGGAGCAUUGGAACCACCGCCCAGGGCAAUGAGCACGUGUACUUCCAGGCACCGGAUCGCUUCCUCGGCGAUCAGCGUGCUUCCUACAACAGGGAUCUGAAGUUUAAGCUGCAGCUAGUGGGUCAGGUGGCCAAUACCGGAGUCAGUGAUGUGAUCUUAGAGGGUGCUGGCAGCCGCAUCUCGCUGCCCAUCUUCGCACAGGGCAAUGGAAUACCCGACCAGGGAGUCAAAGAGUACACCUUCCGGCUGCACGAGCACCAUGACUACCAGUGGCAACCAAGCCAGUCCGCUCGCGGUUUCCUUUCGAUUCUGUCCAAUCUGACGGCCAUUAAGAUCAGGGCCACGUACUCGGUGCAGGGUGAGGCCAUUCUGGACGACGUCGAGCUGCAGACGGCACAUCGUGGAGCCGCCGGUCAUCCGGCCACCUGGAUCGAGCAGUGUACCUGUCCGGAAGGCUACCUGGGUCAGUUCUGUGAGUCCUGUGCUCCAGGCUAUCGCCACAGUCCCGCGCGCGGUGGUCCCUUCAUGCCCUGCAUACCCUGUGAUUGCCAUGGUCAUGCGGACAUCUGUGACUCGGAGACGGGCCGGUGCAUCUGCCAGCACAACACCCACGGAGAUAACUGCGAUCAGUGUGCCAAGGGAUUCUACGGAAACGCCCUGGGCGGAACUCCCAGCGACUGCAAGCGUUGUCCCUGUCCCAAUGAUGGUGCCUGCCUGCAGAUCAACGAGGACACGGUCAUCUGUACGGAGUGCCCGAAGGGCUACUUCGGUUCCCGUUGCGAGCAGUGUAGCGAUGGCUUCUUCGGAGAUCCCACCGGUCUCUUGGGUGAUGCGCAGACCUGCAAGAGCUGUGACUGCAAUGGCAACGUGGAUCCCAACGCCGUGGGCAAUUGCAACCGGACCACAGGCGAGUGCCUAAAGUGCAUCCACAAUACAGCCGGAGAGCACUGUGAUCAGUGCUUGUCGGGACACUUUGGAGAUCCCCUGGCCUUGCCCCAUGGCCGCUGUGAUCGCUGUAGUUGCUACGCGGCUGGAACCGAGCAGGAUGAACAGAGUAUCACGCGAUGCGACCAAGUCACUGGUCAGUGUCAGUGCAAGCCGAAUGUGAUUGGAAGGGAUUGCGGAGAGUGCCAGCCGGGCUACUUUAACAUCCGAUCGGGCAAUGGUUGCGAGAACUGCCUGUGCGAUCCGGUGGGCAGCUACAACUCCACCUGCGAUCGGUACUCUGGCCAGUGUCACUGCCGACCAGGUGUGAUGGGUCAGCGGUGCGAUCAGUGCGAGAACUACUUCUACGGAUUCUCCAGCGAGGGCUGCAAGCCAUGCGAGUGCGACGAGAGCGGCUCCAAGGGAUUCCAGUGCGACCAGAAUGGCCAGUGUCCUUGCAAUGACAACGUGGAAGGACGUCGUUGCGAUCGCUGCAAGGAGAACAAGUACGACAGGCAUCGGGGUUGCAUCGAUUGCCCCGAUUGCUACAACCUCGUUCAAGAAGCUGCCGAUUUGCAUCGCGCCAAGCUAUUCAAUCUCAGUCAAACGCUGGACGAGAUUGCCCGCACCCCGGUGACCAACGACGACGAGUUCGAGGCCAAGUUGAAGGCGGUGCAGGAGAAGGUGGCUCUCUUGGCCCAGGACGCCCGCGACAAUUCCGGCGAGGGUGGUCAGACCCACGCAGAGGUCAUCGAUGAUCUUCACAAGCACCUGGACAGCGUGAGGGAGCAGCUCGUGAGCGCGGAUAAGUUCCAGGCUGAUGCCAAUGCGGAGAUCGAUAGGGCACGCCAGAACUACACCAUUCUGGACCAGAUCACCGAGAACGCAAAGAAGGAGCUGCAGCAGGCACUCGAUCUCCUGAAUGACGAAGGUGCCCAGGCGUUGGCCCGGGCCAAGGAGAAGUCUGUGGAAUUCGGACAGCAAUCGGAACAGAUCUCGGACAUAUCUCGUGAGGCUCGUGCCCUGGCCGACAAGCUGGAGUCGGAGGCCCAGUUCGAUCUGAAGAACGCCAAGGAUGCCAAGGAUGCGGUGGAGAAGGCCCAUCAGCUGGCCAAGAGCGCCAUCGAUUUACAGCUGAAGAUCGGCACUGAGCUGCGUUCCGAGGUUGGCUUGGAGCUCAACCAUGUGAAGCAACUACUGGGCAACGGGGUGCAGAUCGCCAAGGAGGCUCUUCGCAAAGCCAACGAGGUCUACGAAACAGCAUUGACCCUGCUCAAUGAUGUGAAUCGUCAAACCCAACCGGAAAUCGAUAUCAGUCAGUUGAAGAAUGAUGCAUUGGCGGCAAAUGAGCGAGCUGAUGAGCUGCUCAAGCAGAUAACUGACUUGUCCAACAGCAAUGGCGAGCUCUUUGCGGAUUUCGAAUCGGAGCAGGAACUAACGGAGGCGCUGCUUAAGAGAGCUGAGCAGCAGCAACUGGAAGACAUCGAGCUCUUGGAGCGAGCUAAGGCCGCCCACGACAAGGCCACCAAGGCAGUGGAACAGGGCGACAAUACCCUAAAGGAGGCCAACAACACCUACGAGAAGUUAGCCGGCUUCCAGUCGGAUGUCCAGCGCUCUUCUGAGAGCGCGGAGAAAGCACUGCAGACGGUGCCCAACAUCGAGAAGGAGAUCCAGAAUGCGGAGAGCCUGAUCAGCCAGGCGGAGGAGGCACUCGAUGGAGCCAAUAAGAAUGCCAACGAGGCCAAGAAGAAUGCCCAGGAGGCGCAGCUGAAGUAUGCCGAACAGGCUUCCAAGGAUGCUGAGCUGAUCCGCCGCAAGGCCAAUGAGACCAAGGUGGCUGCCCGCAAUCUGCGCGCGGAGGCCGACCAACUGAAUCACCGCGUGAAACUCACCGAAAUGGACAUCUUCAAGCUGGAAGAGAGCUCGACCAAGGACGACAACCUGGUGGACGACGCCAAGCGAAAGGUGGGUCAGGCCAAGGCCGAUACCCAGGAGGCCCAAAAGCAGAUCGAGAAGGCCAAUGAGGAGCUGACGGCCAUCAAGGAUGAGCUGGAGAACCUGAAGGACAUCAACACCGGCGAUUUGGAUAAAUUGGAGAAUCGUUUGGCCACUGUGGAGGGUGAGAUCAAUCGCGUCAACCUGACGGGACGAAUCGAAAAGUACCGGGAACAGCGCACCAUUCAGAAGAAUCUGAUCGACAAGUACGAUGCCGAGCUGAGGGAACUCAAGGAUGAAGUCCAGAACAUUGGACUUAUUUCCAAGGCUCUGCCCGAUAGUUGCUUCAGUCGCAACCGGCUGGAACCCUAGAGCUCUGCGAACCAGCCCACUCCCCAUAACAACUACUUCAAUUUUAACUAAGAACGAAGAUCAGAGACGAGACGAACAAAUCAGAUUUAUGAUAGAACGUAGACGUUGAAUGAAAUUAUGUAAUUUUAGUGCCUUAGCCGAAAUAUUCUGUUUAGUGACCCAGCCCAAGGAUCCACAAAGGAGACCAACUGAGCAACGUUAAGCUUUAACGCAUCAUCGUUCGCAUACUGUAUGCCAUAUACUAUACUGAUACAAGGGGAUGGACGAUGAUGACCAUAUCGAGAAUCAACUGCCAACUGUGCUUCACCAGUUUCAAGCCAGCCACGGACUGUAUUAUAUGUUAAAAAGAGACACUAAACGAAACACACAAGACCUUGUAAUCCUACAAUCCGAUAAUCCAAUCGCAACUCUAUAUCUCUGCCGUAGCUCCACCGGAAGUCUAUUCUAAACACUUAUAUAUUAACAUAUUUGUCAUCUACGUUUAAUGUGCCAAUACAAUUACCACGUAUCUUUCUGUAUAAGUCGCUUAAAGAGUUUCCCUUCAAAAUAUAACUUUUCCAACGUUGUAAUUUUGUAAAAAUAAACCAUAUAAUAUGAACUGGGA